UGUGUUAGCCGCACUGUUUUAUUCUCAUUUCUCUGAUCCCAAGACUCAAGACAUUUGAAUUUGACAGUAUCACAAUGUCACUAAAUUAUUUUUUCAUUUUUAGUGUAAUUUUCGUGUUAUGUUAUAUUUCUGUGUCAAGUGAACAACUAGAAGAAGAAAAUGAAAAUGGAAGAUAUACGAUAGAAGGCAAAGUAUUUUUACCGGAAAAUUCUCAAAAUGACUGGCAAUCCAGUACCAAAAUAUUGGUGAACGGGGGCUUAUAUAGAGGGUUUUUGAAAGAAGACGGCACCUUUGUUAUAAGUAAUGUUCCAUCUGGAUCUUACGUAUUGGAAGCAGUUAACUCAAAUUAUAUGUAUGAGCCUGUUAGAGUAGAAAUUAACUCUAAAGGAAAAUUCAGAGCACGCAAAGUGAAUCACAUACAAACAUCUCAAGUCAUACAAGUGCCAUACCCUUUAAGAUUAAAGACAUUAGGAAAAUUCAGAUAUUUUCAAGUAAGGGAACAAUGGAAAAUUACUGAUUUCCUAUUCAAUCCUAUGAUUUUAAUGAUGGUGUUGCCAUUAUUAUUAAUCAUGGUUUUACCGAAAAUGAUGAAUGAUCCUGAAACUAAAAAGGAAAUGGAGCAACUCAGCAGCUUCACAAAGAUGUCUGAUAUGCCAGAAAUGUCAGAAGUCAUUACGUCUUUUUUGAACCGAGGACAACCAUCUAAAACAAAGGCAGUGAAAGAAAAGAAAAAGCGUCAAUGAUUUUUAGAGGUACAUUGCUCAUAUAUAUACUUUGUAUAUAAAUAUUUAUAAUAAUGUUAAAUUAUUGUUUGAAAUUAUGUAUUAAUAAAUCAGGAAUAC
Molecule: messenger RNA, 842 nt
Organism: Ctenocephalides felis (cat flea)
Lineage: Eukaryota; Metazoa; Arthropoda; Insecta; Siphonaptera; Pulicidae
Gene: EMC7
Product: ER membrane protein complex subunit 7
Exons: 1
Coding region: 75-743 (222 amino acids)
Cellular component (GO): EMC complex
Molecular function (GO): carbohydrate binding
Source: RefSeq, a predicted model, not a curated record